Colletotrichum lupini is the source of this 399-nucleotide messenger RNA. RefSeq lists its product as uncharacterized. NCBI's taxonomy places the organism in Eukaryota, Fungi, Ascomycota, Sordariomycetes, Glomerellales, Glomerellaceae. The record is from RefSeq and is a predicted model, not a curated record. Bases 1 to 399 code for a protein of 132 amino acids. The transcript has 4 exons.
AUGGUUCCAAGGCUGCACGCGCUCGGCGGGCUGCAUGCCGUGCGUGAUGCGAAAGGGGGCCCGGAUCUCACAGACAUCAAGAAAGCUGACGACGACAGCAUGGCGGAGGCCGGGAGGACGGGGUUUAGAUGCCAAAAAGACGCUCGAGUCACGGAAAACCUAGAUGGUGAACUUUACGCGGGACGGGAACGUGUAAUUGUUAUUGGGGGCUUCGGAUCAAUCCAGGCGGCCGGUUUUUCCAUCGGGGAGAUUUCGAAGUUUAGGUUGCGUGCGCUGAUUGACGGCAUUUAUGCGAGGCACGAGAUAUCAGAUGGCAAAAGACCGAACCAGUUGCCAAACGCAGAAUUCAAUCCUACACAGCGUCAAUAUGUAAACUCAGCCGCGCGGUUAUGGGGAUAA